Molecule: messenger RNA, 1012 nt
Organism: Nannospalax galili (Upper Galilee mountains blind mole rat)
Lineage: Eukaryota; Metazoa; Chordata; Mammalia; Rodentia; Spalacidae
Gene: Clec4e
Product: C-type lectin domain family 4 member E
Exons: 6
Coding region: 174-869 (231 amino acids)
Biological process (GO): antifungal innate immune response
Cellular component (GO): external side of plasma membrane
Molecular function (GO): carbohydrate binding
Source: RefSeq, a predicted model, not a curated record
CUACACAUCUGCAGAACAAGCUCAUAGUCUGUGUCUAUUCCAGGCGAACUUUCUAAAAGUCAGUGAAAUGUCUACCUUUUAAGAAGCACUUUCCAUGGAAUCUCAUCAACUAAAUACUCCUAGGUCCAGAAACUGAGAAAAGAAGACAGGGAGAGAAAGGGGGGCGAAAAAGAAUGAAUUCAUUCAACUCUUCUGCGGCACCAGGCACAGAGAAAGUGUGCUCCAAAAAUUCUCAAGCAUUCUCAUGGACUGUGGCUGGGGCCUCCAUCCUGUUUCUCAGUGUCUGUUUCAUCACCAGAUGUGUUGUGACAUAUCACAGCUUUCAAAUUAGUAACGAGAAAAAGCUACUACCACAUGAGAAUUUCAAGGAGCUGUCCUGCCACAGCGAUGCGUCAGGAUCAGAAGAAAAAUUUGCUGGCAUUCACGGAACACUUCUUCCCCUAGGUUCAGUCAAAAAUUGCUGUCCUGUGAACUGGGAACAUUUUCAAUCUAGCUGUUACUUUUUCUCUAUGACCACGAUGACGUGGAUAUUGAGUUUAAAAAACUGUUCAAGCAUGGGGGCUCAUCUGGUAGUCAUCAACACAAAGGAGGAACAGGAAUUUCUUUUUCAUACAAAACCUAAAAAGAAAGAAUUUUAUAUUGGACUGACAGACCAGGUGACUGAGGGUCAGUGGCAAUGGGUGGAUGACACACCUUUCACAGAGUCUCUCAGCUUCUGGGAUGAAGGGGAGCCCAACAACAUUGUUCUGGUGGAGGACUGCGCCACCAUAAGAGACUCUUCAAAUCCGAUGCGGAAUUGGAAUGAUGUGCCCUGUUUCUUCAAUAUGCCUUGGAUUUGUGAAAUGCCAGAAAUAACUCCUUUGGACUAAUAAAAAUGAACACAGAACGCUCAAAUGAAGAGGAGCAAGAAUGGGGCAACAUCCAAACCCAACAUGAGAAAAGUGUUCACUGCGUAUCAUAAGGAUUCUUAAGUAUUUGUUACUCUGAUAUUAAAAUAAGUUUUCAUUCUUUA